CUAGCGGGCGAUCGUCGCGCCGCCAGUGUCUCGCGGUUCAUCGAUCAGUGUGGUGUGUGUCGCGGAGUUGUUGUUCCGGGAGAUUUUUUUUAGUGGUUUGUUCCUACUUUCCCUCCGAUGUUUCACGGUGUUCAUCUCAGGAUUCGUGCGGACAGAGCGGUCGUCGCGAACGGGACUCACCGACAUUACGGUAGAAAGAUGCCACUAAGGAUACACUGGAUUCUGAUUAGCAUGGCCGUGGUGAUCCUCGCGGGAUUCAACGCCGCUACCGAGAAAACCGAACAGAGCGACAAGCAGCAGAGAACGUCGGCAAGCUCUACUUACAACACUUUCGACGACUUAUAUUUGGAUGACCAAGACGCUUUAGAAGGGUCCGGUAGAGGCGGCACUGAUAAUCGCGACGACCUCGAGGCUUCGGGCAGCGGCCUUGGCCCCGACGACGAGGACGGAGACGACGACCACGAAUAUACCGGAAAUAAUGGAUUAGAAGUUCCGAGCAAACCAACCGAGGCGAGAACACCUUACUUUGAGGACACAAACGCUAAAACUAAACCACAGACAACUGUUGACGUAAAUCGAGGCAGCGCGCCCGACGUGAACGAACCACCCGGCACGGAGGACGACCACGCCGACAACUCUGACGAAAUCCGCGAAGUCUACAUCAUGAAUCCGAAACACGAGGAUCGCGCCAGCUCGUUCUUCGCGCAGCCUGGCGUCCUAGCAGCUGUGAUCGGCGGCGCGGUAGUAGGUCUUCUCUGCGCGAUAUUGGUGGUCAUGUUCAUCGUGUACCGGAUGCGCAAGAAGGACGAGGGCUCGUAUGCCCUGGACGAGCCAAGGAGAUCGCCGGCGGCACAGGCCUUCCCUAAGCCGGGAGCGCCUCACCACAAUCGGGAGUUCUAUGCUUGAGGCGACGGCGGUGCGAUGACGACGACUUCGCCGAUCCCUCUCGCGAUCUCACGAUGCCAAGCCACGUAAAAGACCACCGACGAUCAACGCCCGCUUUUCGGCAUCCCGCUUGGUCGAUGGUGAAAACGAUUACCUCGGCAAUCCGCCAUGGCGCGCUCAUAUAGACUUUCCCGACGCGAAGUUUUACCGAGGAACGUCGCUCCGAACGUCGGUCGAUUAUUAUUAACAAACAACAUUAUACACACGGAUCUUCUCGUCGAUAUUUGCUUGUUCUUAAGUAGCGCGCUCGAACAACAUAUCCCUCGUUUACUUCACUGAUUCUUCGCAUUUUCUCGAAAAUUAAUUCGUUUAAGAUUUCUCUCUCCUCAAGCUUUCUCUUUUCUUGAUGUCAUUUUUAAAAUUCUCAACGCGUGUACGAGCCGCGAUAACGACGUUCGCGCGCACGCUUCUCGGCCGCCCGCGAACUCCUCUUGAUUCUCAGAAACUAUUUUCUUACACGCUGUAUUUCGUCGUGGUAAAGGAUAAAAAAAAAAAAAAAAA
Pseudomyrmex gracilis is the source of this 1446-nucleotide messenger RNA. It is a transcript of the gene Sdc, whose product is annotated as syndecan. Lineage: Eukaryota; Metazoa; Arthropoda; Insecta; Hymenoptera; Formicidae. The coding region runs from base 118 to 906 and encodes 262 amino acids. The record is from RefSeq and is a predicted model, not a curated record. The transcript is spliced from 5 exons. Gene Ontology annotation, biological process: cell migration. Gene Ontology annotation, cellular component: membrane; cell surface.